Messenger RNA from Camelus dromedarius (Arabian camel), 2586 nucleotides. It is a transcript of the gene GPAT2, whose product is annotated as glycerol-3-phosphate acyltransferase 2, mitochondrial. The coding region runs from base 65 to 2458 and encodes 797 amino acids. Gene Ontology annotation, molecular function: glycerol-3-phosphate O-acyltransferase activity. The transcript is spliced from 21 exons. Gene Ontology annotation, cellular component: mitochondrial membrane. The record is from RefSeq and is a predicted model, not a curated record. Lineage: Eukaryota; Metazoa; Chordata; Mammalia; Artiodactyla; Camelidae. Gene Ontology annotation, biological process: glycerol-3-phosphate metabolic process; phospholipid biosynthetic process; fatty acid metabolic process.
GCUUCCUCUGGAGAGAGAGGUGGAGGUGGCUGGUUCCCAGGUCUUACAGACCCCCGUGGACACCAUGUUGGAAGCCCAACUCCAGACCCAGCAGAGGAGCAGCCAGAAUGGUCAGGAGACAAGCCUGUGGUCCUCCGGCUUUAGGAUGAAGCUGGAGGCUGUCACCCCAUUCCUGGGGAAAUACCGCCCUUUUGUGGGUCGCUGCUGCCAGACCUGUACCCCUAAGAGCUGGGAGUCCCUCUUCCACAGAAGCAUAAUGGACCUAGGCUUCUGCAGUGUGAUCCUGGUGAAGGAGGAGAACACCAGGUUUCGGGGCUGGCUGGUCCGGAGGCUCUGCUGUUUCUUGUGGUCACUGGAGCAGCACAUACCCCCCUGCCAGGAUGCCCCACAGAAGAUCAUGGAAAGCACUGGGGUGCAGAAUGUCAUCUCAGGGAGGGCCCCCGGAGGGGCUGGGGAAGGCCAGGUGCCCAGCCUUGUGAAGAAAGAUGUACAGCGCAUCUUGGGCCACAUCCAGGCCCCACCCCGCCCUUUCCUGCUCAGGCUCUUCAGCUGGGCAAUGCUGCGGUUUCUGAACUGCCUCUUCCUGAACGUGCAGCUGCACAAGGGCCAGAUGAAGAUGGUCCACAAGGCCGCCCAGGCGGGCUCGCCGCUCGUCCUCCUCUCUACCCACAAGUCACUCCUGGAUGGGAUCCUGCUGCCCUUUGUGCUGCUCUCCCAGGGCCUGGGUGUGCUCCGUGUGGCUUGGGACCCCCGCGCCUGCUCCCCCAUCCUCAGGGCUCUGCUGAAGAAGCUUGGGGGACUUUUCCUGCCCUCAGAGGCCAACCUCUCCCUGGACAGCUCUGAGGGUGUUCUUGCAAGGGCUGUGGUCCAGGCGGCUUUGGAGCAGCUGCUGCUCAGCGGGCAGCCCCUGCUCAUCUUCCUGGAGGAGCCCCCUGGGACUCAGGGGUCUCGGCUGUCAGCCCUGGGCCAGACCUGGCUGGGACUGGUGGUGCAGGCAGUCCAGGUGGGCAUCGUCCCAGAUGCUAUGCUGGUGCCAGUGGCCGUCACCUAUGACCGGGUUCCAGAUGCACCCCGUGACACAUACCACGCCUUGCCCCCUCUGGGGCUGUGGACAGGAGCUCUGGCUGUUCUUCGGAGCCUGCGAGGCUGGGGCUGCAGCCACCGGGUCUGCAUCCGUGUACAUCUGGCCCAGCCCUUCUCCCUGCAGGAAUACACCAUCAACGCCAGAAGCUGCUGGGGCAGCAGGCAGACCCUGGAGCAGCUGCUGCAGCCGAUCGUGCUGGGCCAAUGUACCCUUGUCCCAGACACUGAAAAAGAGCAGGAGUGGACCCCAGUAACUGGGCCCCUUCUGGCUCUCAAGGAAGAGGACCAGCUCCUGGUCAGGAUGCUGAGCCGCCACGUCCUGAAUGCCUGCGUGGCGAGCUCGGCGGUGAUGAGCACGGCCAUCAUGGCGACGCUGCUGCUGUUCAAGCACCGGAAGGGCGUGCUCCUGUCACAGCUCCUGGGGGAGUUCUCCUGGCUGACAGAGGAGACACUGCUGCGUGGCUUUGACGUGGGCUUCUCAGGGCAGCUGCGGUGCCUGGUGCAGCACACGCUAAGCCUGCUGCGGGCGCACGUGGCCCUGAUGCGCGUCCAUCAGGGGGACUUGCUGGUGGUUCCUCGGCCCGGCCCAGGCCUCAUGCACCUGGCCCGCCUGAGCGCUGGGCUGCUGCCCGCCUUCCUGAGCGAGGCUGUGGGUGCCUGUGCUGUGCGGGGGCUGCUGGCGGGCAGGGUGCCGCCUGAGGGGCCCUGCGAGCUGCAAGGCAUCGAGCUGCUGAGCCAGAAGGAGCUGUACCGCCAGAUCCUGCUCCUGUUGCACUUGCUGCCGCAGGACCUGCUGCUGCUGCAGCCCUGCCAGUCUUCCUACUGCUACUGUCAGGAGGUGCUGGACCGUCUCAUCCAGUGUGGGCUCCUAGUUGCUGAAGAGACCCCAGGCUCCCGGCCAGCCUGUGACACAGGGCGGCAGCAUUUGAGUGCAAAACUGCUGUGGAAACCAAGCGGGGACUUCACUGAUAGUGACAGUGAUGACUUUGAGGAAGCUGAGGGCCGGUACUUCAGGCUCAGUCAACAGUCACGCUGCCCUGACUUCUUCCUCUUCCUCUGCCGCCUGCUCAGCCCGCCACUCAAGGCUUUUGCUCAGGCUGCCACCUUCCUCCACGAGGGACAGCUGCCAGAUACUGAGUCGGGCUACGUGGAGCAGCUGUUCCAGUUCUUACAGGCCACUGCCCAGGAGGAAGGGUUCUUCGAGUGUGCAGACCUAAAUCUUGCCAUCAGUGCUAUCUGGACCUUCAGAGACUUGGGGGUGCUGCGGCAGACACCCAGCCCCGCGGGCCCUGUGCUCCACCUGUCCUCUACCUUUGCCAGCCGGGACAAUCAGGAAAAGCUGGAACAGUUCAUCCGGCAGUUCAUCUGUAGCUAGAGCUGUGGGGAGGAGCCGUGCUCAGACUGCUCAGCCCCAGAAUACAGCCGCGCCCCGGAGCCAGAAGACGGCGCGGAGCUGUAGACCCUGAGCUGGGCUAUAAAAUCUUUUUACAGUCUGAUGGUCCU